Molecule: messenger RNA, 3284 nt
Organism: Pelodiscus sinensis (Chinese soft-shelled turtle)
Lineage: Eukaryota; Metazoa; Chordata; Testudines; Trionychidae
Source: RefSeq, a predicted model, not a curated record
GCCCAUCGCCAAGUUCCAGCGGCUGCAGACCGUCACCAACUACUUCAUCACUUCCCUGGCCUGCGCCGACCUGGUGAUGGGGCUGGCCGUGGUGCCCUUCGGCGCCAGCCACAUCAUGUUGAACCAGUGGAAGUUCGGGAACUUCUUGUGCGAGUUCUGGACCGCCGUAGACGUGCUGUGUGUCACAGCCAGCAUCGAGACCCUGUGCGUCAUCGCGGUGGACCGGUAUUUUGCCAUCACCUCCCCGUUCAAGUACCAGAGUCUCUUGACCAAAAGCAAAGCCAGGGUUGUCAUCCUCGUGGUCUGGGUGGUGUCUGUUCUGACCUCCUUCUUGCCUAUCCAGAUGCACUGGUACAGAGCGGAGAGCCCGGAAGCCCUCGAGUGUUACAAUAACGCCAGCUGCUGCCACUUCUUCACUAACCAAGCCUAUGCCAUCACUUCUUCCAUCAUCUCCUUCUACCUGCCUCUGGUGGUCAUGGUCUUCGUCUACGCCAAGGUCUUCCAGGUAGCCAAGAAGCAGCUGAAGAAGAUAGACAAAAGCGAAGGGAGGUUUCAUAACCAGAACAACAACCAGCAGGAGCCGAACGGGAGAGCGAGUCACCGGAGAACUUCCAAGUUUUGCUUGAAGGAGCACAAAGCCCUGAAAACUUUGGGGAUCAUCAUGGGUACCUUCACUCUAUGCUGGCUGCCCUUCUUCAUCGUCAACAUCGUGCACGUGAUACGGGACAACAUCAUCCCCACUUACCUCUACAUCCUCUUGAACUGGGUGGGCUAUGUCAAUUCCGCCUUCAACCCCCUGAUUUACUGCAGAAGCCCGGACUUCAGGUACGCUUUUCAGGAACUGCUGUGCCUCCGGCGAGCUGCGCUGAAGUUGCAUGCCAAUGGGUACUCCAACAGCUACGGGAAAAGUGACUUCCAGGAGGAGGAGGAGGACAAUGGCUGUCCCCUGGGACAGGGCAAAACGUGUGAACUGCUGUGUGAAGAAGCUGGGCUGCCUGCCAGCGAGGACUUAGCGCACUGUAAAGAGAUCCCCGGGUGUCCUGGAAUGGUUGAAAGUUGAAUGGACUGAAAUGUUGUCUUUACCAUGCUGAGCUCACAAGGGCUCUGGAAAGGGAAAGCAGGAGCAUGGCCAUGCUUCUCUGAGACUGGUGAAUCUGUGGGAAUCUACUGCUUUGGCAACUGCCUUCGUCCCAGCCUAUCGCCUGCAGCAAGUCACCCGAAGGAGAAGCUGAUGAUGGCGUGGCAGCGAACCAGGCGAGGAGCCAUCAGCGCGUCAAACAUCUGGGGGGAUAUAAGAAGGGAAUCUGACCUGCACUGAAAGAGCCACAUUCCAGGAAGCAGCCAAGUCAAAUUGGAUCCACUCUGAGACAGUGGAAGCAUGGCCCAACUACACAGGGGUAUCUCAGCUUGGAAUGAGCUCAAUCUCCAAGCAGGAGGAAAACAUUUCAGGGUUUCCCUGUCUCACCAGCCUGGAGAGCAUCACUUCGAAAGGCAAGAAAGCUCUAGGGCUGGACUGUCCUCUCCAGUGGCCAAUUCAUGGAAAAGAAGCCAAGCUCACUGCCUCCUGGUUAGGCCAAGAGUUUGCCAGGAACAUGGCCCUGGCAGUGGAUGAAACUGGCAAUGAAACAGGAACCCUUCAAAGACUAGACAGACAAGAGGCAUUGAAGUUUGCUCUGAUUCACUCUGUGUUAGUUUCUACCCAGGGCGUCUUCUCUGUCUCUUCCUUUGUGUAGACAAAUACCCUAACUCAGACGACGUUACCCUAACUCAAAUACCCUAACUCAGACGACAUUCCCACAGACCCCAAGGCACUGACUCCAAUGAUUGUAAGGUGUGAAUGUUUUUGCACCAUGCUGGGUGGGGGCAGGGAGAUCAGCUUCACUUUUCACUUUUUAACCCUGAUGGUCAAACAUCAUCCGCCACACCCUUGGAGCCUAGUUUUUAGACCUGAGCCCCAAAGCCCUGCCAGGCUCAAAUUCCUUGUUUGAGUAUUGAAAUCAGUGUACAAGCAGGUCAAGCCUUGUUAAAAAAACGCAGCUUCCUGGGUUUUUAAAACAUUCUAAUGGGUUCAAAAUGAAAAACCCUGGUUUGGUUAAUAAGGGCUUGGUUCUGUGAGGUUGACCGGAUGCCUAGCACUGUCCACAAGAUGCUCAACCCCCACUGGUACCCAGGGGAGCUGGCUGACCAGCACUUCCAGGAGCUCAGCAUCUCAAAAGCUCAGGGGACCUGUGAUGGCGCAUUGGGGUUUUCCCGUCUCCUGCACCCCUGUAAUGGCAUGGACAGACUCCACCAGCCAGUAGAAUAGAGGGAGUUUAUUGCUUCUCCAGGAUACAGCACAGCACAGAUGUAAUCUGGUUACAGGGCAGGCCUAGGAUGCCUCAGCCCCCCUUGAGAUGGGGGAGCCUGGGCCCCUAAAUCCCAGCCUGUUACCUAGGCUGCUUCCUCCAUGAAACCAGCCAGAAACCUAACUCGCUCACUUCCAGCCCUGCCCCCAGCCAGGGCUCCACUCCCCUUCUUCCCAUUGUUCCACUCCCUCGGAGAUAACUCGUUGGACAGGUUCGAAGCCCCCUUGCAUAAUGACUCAUUCCCUGUCCUGCUGGGCUGUGCUGAAGACAGCAGCCAGUGGAGGUCACUCACAACCCACUGCCCAUCAUAGCAACCAGCAAGGUACCCCCCACUACGUCACAGGACCCUUCAUCUCUUUACCCAUAUUGCAAAGGGAAAGGUAGAGAGCUCGAGGCCCCUGCAGCGAACCAUUGGAAAUACGCUUUCAAACAGCAGGAAAGCUGCGAUGGUCUUGUAAUUUCUGAUGGCAAAAGGAGUAUUUUGUAGGCAAAGCACCCAGCCCAGUUGAGCGAACACAGGAUUCUGCUUAACAGCCUCCUGAUCUCGAAGCACCAGCACCAGUAAUGGAAAUUCUGAGAUUUGCACGCAGCUCUAUCUUGACAGGAACUGAGCGGACAAGCUGGGCUCCCACCUGAAUAACCUCACGAAUGUACAUUUGGGUUUAUUUAUUUAUUUAUUUGCUGCUUGAGGCGACACAAAAACCAGACUGCAGAGCAUUGUAGAGCAGCUUCCUAACCUGUGUCUGUAUGUGGAAGCCACCGAUAACUCAUGUAAUGCCAUAAGCAGGCCUUGAGCUCUAGUAAAAUAAAAGCAAGCCAUUUCACUGGGGUUGCCUGAUGUUUAGAAACAAAAGAGGCUGCAGUCUGAUAUUCUUUACCUGCUGCGCAGGAUGUGAAAGACACAGAGGCUACGUCUAGACUGGCCCCUUCUCCGGAAUC